Messenger RNA from Ostreococcus tauri, 1185 nucleotides. RefSeq names its product Oxoglutarate/iron-dependent dioxygenase. NCBI's taxonomy places the organism in Eukaryota, Viridiplantae, Chlorophyta, Mamiellophyceae, Mamiellales, Bathycoccaceae. The record is from RefSeq and is a predicted model, not a curated record. The transcript has a single exon. Gene Ontology annotation, biological process: cellular response to hypoxia. Gene Ontology annotation, molecular function: ferrous iron binding; peptidyl-proline dioxygenase activity; L-ascorbic acid binding. Bases 1 to 1185 code for a protein of 394 amino acids.
AUGGCGUCCACGCGCGCGUGCGUCGCGUCGACGUCGCGUGCGACGCCGGAGAGGGCGCGAUUGAGUCGAAAAGCAAAGGCUCGCUCGGUCUCGGGACAGAGAGAAAGAAUCGUCGCGCGCGCGUCGAGGACGACGCUCCGCGACGCGCUGCGCUCGAACGAGUCGAGAGGAUCCAUCGUGUUCGUCGUGGACGAGGGUGAGAACACGCGGGCGGUGUUCGUGGGCGGUGGACGGGACGCGCUCGAGGCGUACGCGGAGUCGACGGAGCGAGACGUCGAGACGCUGUGGGUACGAUGGGAGACCUUAGGGCGUCGCGCGCGGGCGAGCGCUUUGAACGCCAAAGUAAAGGAGAUUAUCGCUGCGUUGGGAUACGCGCCGGAGGAUAACGCGGGGGCGGUGGCGAGCGCGACUCAGAAGGCGGCGGAGCCGACCGGCGGCGGGCAGGCGACGUUUGCGCGGAGCCAUCUGGAGGCGCUCGACCGCGACGGUAUCGUCGUGAUCGAUGGCAUGUUAGACGCUGAGACAUUGAACGACGCCGUGGAGUCGGUGCGAGCGCUUCACGCGCGCGGUUUGAUGCGGAAUCUGGAACAGAGCGGUCGAGACGACGACGUGGCGGUGCUCUCCGGUAGCGCGCUUCCGUCCGGUAGAGAGUUCUUAGGAUUACGGCCGGUCGUCAGACUCUUGCUUGACGUCCCAAAUGGCCUACGUCGCGCGUUGGACGACAAUACGAACGCCGAAAUCUCCGAAGAUACGCGAUCGAAGAUCCGUAGAUGCGCUCCGCCAGACCGUCUCAUGGCGGCUCGAUAUGGCCCUGAAAACUGUCGCUACGUCGCCCACCUGGAUAACGAUCCCAGAGAUCCUGGCAAUGACGUCGGCACACCCGGUCUCCGCCCCGCAGACCGCGUCUUCACCUGCAUCGCCUACCUCAAUCCGAACUGGAUCCCCGCCCACGAGGGUCGAUUUCGAUACUUUCCGCUCGGCGCCGACGUCUCUUCCUCCGAUUUCACCGACAUCGACCCACUCUGCGGUCGCGUCGUCGUGUUCGACUCUUCAAAAUUACUUCACGAGGUCCGUCCGAGCGCCGCCGAUCGCUUCGCCGUCACCGCGUGGACUUACGAUCGCUCCCGCGUCUCGCGAUCCGUUCCGUCGUCUCGUGCAAUUCAUCCACUCCCGGGUCUGUCGUAA